Messenger RNA from Nomascus leucogenys (northern white-cheeked gibbon), 669 nucleotides. RefSeq lists its product as uncharacterized. Lineage: Eukaryota; Metazoa; Chordata; Mammalia; Primates; Hylobatidae. The coding region runs from base 13 to 669 and encodes 218 amino acids. The record is from RefSeq and is a predicted model, not a curated record. The transcript has 4 exons.
UUCCUGUCUGUCAUGUCCAGCCUGUGCAGCGCACGCCGGCUGAGCUGGCGAGAGGGGUGGGGGCGUCGCAGGGCUGCUUCUGCUCUGAUGAAGGCACCCACUGUCACUGUCCCGGCCCUCGCUGAGUGUCCCCGGACCCGUGGGCCCGUGUCUAUGCCAGGCCUCGAGGAGUCCUCCAGCCUCGGAGUCUCUUCCCGUUCUCAGACCUCAGUGCGAGGAGGAAAUCGGGAUUCACGUCUGCAAUACAGAGGGGAGACCCCUAGGAGCUUGGGGACUGCGGAGGCCCCUAGGCCCAGCAUGGGGUGUCCAGAGUUGUUACCUUGUGGACCAAGACAGCCCACAGCCCAUGGCAGCUUCCAGAGCCAGAAGAACAGGAGUCAUCUCCGAAGAGCCCUGGGCUACCUCCUUGCUGAUCUCAUUGGCCAGAACUUUCUGGCUCUCGUGCUCACCAGAAGGCCAAUCACUAGCAAGAUAAAAAAGGAGCACCCCAAAGGGCCGAGACCAGCUGUGCUCUUGGCAGGGGAGGCGCUGCCCCUUCCUUACCUGAACCCUGAGCUGAGCCUCUGUGACCUCAUCCCGCUGUGCCGUGUGCACCACUGUAGGCCCUUCUGGGCAGUCAACAAGUGCGAUGUGCCCACCUGGGCCCCACUAUGUGGGGUGCUUACCUAG